AUGUCAGCAUUCUUUCAAUCUCAGGAAUAUACUCCACUUGAAGAAGAAGAGAAUGUUACUAGUCUAGACCUUGAUAUUGACAUUCCAGACCUGUUCUUAAAUCACUUAAAAGCAAAAGCAACUGGCUCAACUACAGCAGGGUUUCCAUAUGACUCCAAGUUUGUUAGAGCUCUGCUGAAAGACGUUCAUGUAAUGGCAAUAGGAGACUCGUUAAUGCGAGGUAUUUACAAGGAUCUGAUUGUAAUGUUACACGGAGGUGAACUCAUAGAUGAUGGCAAUUUGAGAGGCAAGACGGAAAACUCAUUUUUCGGCGACAGACAGAUUGACUUUCUUCCUUUGGAGAAGGACCGCGUUUUUCGACAAGCACGAGAAUACCAGACAAACUAUUACCUUAUUCAAUAUCUUUUCACAACAAGAGUAAUGAAAGAUGACGUGGAAACCGCACUUUUGGAAUUAUGCUCUGCCAACGAAUUUCCAGACGUUUUGCUUAUCAACUCAUGUCUAUGGGAUAUAACCAGGUUGGUCUAG
Cooperia oncophora is the source of this 528-nucleotide messenger RNA. NCBI's taxonomy places the organism in Eukaryota, Metazoa, Nematoda, Chromadorea, Rhabditida, Trichostrongylidae. The record is from the annotation of a GenBank genome assembly.